AUGGCUGCGCGUGUGGCUCGGCGUGGCCUUCUGAGCUUCUCGCUGGAGGAGGAGGAGGAGCAGGAACACUCCCCUUCACAGCAGCAGCAGCAGCAGCAGCAGCAGCAGCAACAGCAGCAGCAGCAGCAGGAGCAGCAGCAGCAGCAGGAUCAGCAACGGCGCCGCCGUCGCCAUCGGGACGAAGGCAGUCACAGCACCAGCAGCAGCAGCAACAGCAGCAGCAGCAGCAGACACAAAUCCCGAGCGCUGCAUAGCAGCAGCAGCAGCAGCAGCAGCAGUAGCAGCAGCAGCAGCAGCAGCAGCAGCAGCAGCCGCUCUAGCAGCACUGCCAGCAGCUAUGAAACCGGCGCUACCCGGAGCCCCCCAAAUAAGAGCAGCAGCAGCAGCAGCAGCAGCAGCGGCAAGAGCAGCAGCAGCAACAGCAACAAGAGCAGCAGCAGCAGCAACAGCAGCAGCAGCAGCAGCAGCAGCAGCAGCAAGUUUGGUUUGCUGAAGAUGGCAGACAUGACAGCAGCAAGAUUCAAACAAGAAGAAACAGCAGCAGCAGCAAAAAAACAAGAAGAAGCAAUGCAUGCAGCAAUACGCGCACUCACAAAUAGAUCCGCAUCCAAGUCUCCUAUGGGGUUUGUGGAUCCAUCAGUUGCUGCUGCUUCCUCUCCGUCUCCCUCAGCAGCAGCAGCAGCAACAGCAACAGCAGCAGCAGCAGCAGCAGCAGCAGCAGCAGGAGAUGCUGCUGCUGUUGCUGCUCCUUUUGUAUUAACCUGCGGCUGCUUCAGCAGCAUCGGCAAGCGGCAGCAAAUGGAAGACACCAAUAUACAGCUGCUGCAGUUCGCACCCAAUGCUGCGCUCUUCGGGGUGUUUGAUGGCCACAACGGCAGCACUUUAUCAGAAUACUGCAAAGCGAACUUCCCCCGCGUCCUGGCGGAGCAGAUGGCUGUACACUGUCGUGGUCAUCAUCGCAGCAGCAGCAGCAGCAACAGCAGCAGCAGCAGCAGCAGCGAAAGUGAGAGCAGCAUUCCAGCAGCAUCCACCACUGACUCCGCAGCAGCAGCAGCAGCAGCAGCACCAACACGAGCAGCAGCAGCAGCAGCAGCAGCAGCAAAAAAAGUAGAAGCAGCUCUCACUGACUCGUGGUCAUCAUCGCAGCAGCAGCAGCAGCAACAGCAGCAGCAGCAGCAGCAGCGAAACCCCCCAGCUAGAAAGAAACAUAAACACAAGCAGCAGCAGCAGCAGCAGCAGCAGCAGAAGCAGCAGCAGCAAGCUGCUGCUUCCAGUAGCAGCAGCAACAGCAGCAGCAGCAGCAGCAGCAGCAGCAGCAGGGUAAACCCAGGAGAAAGUAUGACUUAUAGUGAAUACAGGCGGCAGCUAAAGUCGAACCAGAAGCAGCAGCAGCAGCAGCAGAAACAGCAGCAGCAGCAGCAGCAGAAGGAGGCAGAAGAGGCUGCUGCAGCAGCAGCAGCAGCAGCAGCAGCAGCAGCAGCAGCAGAACACGGAACAGCUGAAUUGUUUGCUGCACACGUCGGCGACAGCCGCGCCAUCCUCGUUUUGAACCCCAGCAGCAGCAGCAGCAGCAGCAGCAGCAACAGCAGCAGCAGCAGCAGCAGCAGCAGCAGCAGCUAUGUGCAGCUAACAGAAGACCACAAACCCACGCGGCCAUCAGAAAGAGAAAGGAUAGAAAAAUGCGGAGGGGCGUUGCUGCCUGGCGUUGAUUGUUUGCUGGUGCUGGCGAGCGAUGGUUUAUGGGAUGUCUUUGAGAACCACCAGGUUGCUGCGUUGCUGCAGCAGCAGUUUGCUGCUUGCUGCAGCAGCAGCAGCAGCAGCAGCAGCAGCAGCAGCAGCAGCAGCAGCAGCAGCAGCAGGAGAGAGAAACACAGGAGAGAUGGAUGGUAUUCUAGCGGGGAAAAUACUGAUGAUGAGGGUUUAGAGGAUUCUACACAAACACAAAACCCUGAUGAUCCUGCUUCUUUAUGUAAAUGGUAUAUAUCGCGAGAGAUGCUGAAUACGAUGGCAAAGGAGUUAACUUGUGAAGCCAUAAGAAGAGGCUCAGAGGACAACAUAACCACCGGUUUGAGUGAUCGCCUUCGGUUUUUCGUUUCUGCUGCAAUGCUGCCGUGUCACUCCGCCGGCUGUCCCUCUGCCUCAAGCCCAUCAGCAGCAGCAGCAGCAGCAGCAGCAGCAGCAGCAGCAGCUCCCGUGCACGUAGUCAGAUACCACCAUCCUGCAGCAAGAAGAGAGAGGGGCAUCCGCCGUUUGUUUAGCCACAGCAGCAAAAGCUGCUGCUCUCAGCCGCUGCUGCUGCAGCAGCAGCAGCACGUACUUCUCUCACCGACACCAGAUCCAGCAGCAGCAGCAGCAGCAGCAGCAGCAGCAGGAGCAGCAGCAGCAGCACCAACCCCCAGCACAUCGUUCUAUGGGGAGGAGCCGCAGUAUGCUGGUGAAGGCAACGCUGAUGCAGCAGCAGCAGCAGCAGCAGCAGCAGCAGCAGCAGCAGCAGCAGCAGCAGCAGCGAGGCAUCAGCACCACUCUGCUUGUGCAGCAGCACGUUCCCCCUUAGCCCGGCAUCAGCAGCAGCAGCAGCAGCAGCAGCAGCAGCAGCAGCAGAGUCCUUUCCGCUGCAGCAGCGGAUCUCCAUUGAGGCAGCUACCCCGUCUAGGGGAAGCACCAGCAGCAGCAGAUCCGUCAGCAGCAGCAGCAGCAGCAGAGGCUGCAGCAGGAGCAGCAGCAGCAGCAGCAGCAGCAGGAAACUGCGGCCUAGCAGCAGAUAGAGAGCUGCUGCAUAGUCUCGUUGCUUCGCUGCAGCAGCUGUCUCAGCAGCUGCAGCAGACAGCAGCAGCACAACACAGAGGAGCAGCAGAACCACCCUGCUGCUGCACCUGUCCUCCCCCGCAGCAGCACCUGCUGCAGCAGCAGCAGCAGCAGCAGCAGCAGGGUCCCCAAGCAGCAGCCGCUGCUGCUGCCGCUGCAGCAGCAGCAGCAGCAGCAGCAGCAGCAGCAAUGGCAGCUUGA
Messenger RNA from Eimeria mitis, 3006 nucleotides. Its product is annotated as protein phosphatase 2C, putative. Gene Ontology annotation, molecular function: protein serine/threonine phosphatase activity. Lineage: Eukaryota; Apicomplexa; Conoidasida; Eucoccidiorida; Eimeriidae. Gene Ontology annotation, biological process: protein dephosphorylation. The record is from RefSeq and is a predicted model, not a curated record.